Messenger RNA from Equus quagga, 5747 nucleotides. It is a transcript of the gene LIN54, whose product is annotated as lin-54 DREAM MuvB core complex component. The transcript is spliced from 14 exons. The record is from RefSeq and is a predicted model, not a curated record. Gene Ontology annotation, biological process: regulation of DNA-templated transcription. Gene Ontology annotation, cellular component: nucleus. Bases 449 to 2830 code for a protein of 793 amino acids. NCBI's taxonomy places the organism in Eukaryota, Metazoa, Chordata, Mammalia, Perissodactyla, Equidae.
GGUUUCCCCGGAUAUGUGGGUGUGCGCCUCUCGGGAGGGGAGGGCCGAGGAGGGGAGGAGGAGGAAGGGGGAGGUUACUGGCGGCGGCGGCGGCGGCGGCGGCCCGGGCUCGGGCUGUCGGGGAAGCUGCUGAGCUGUGAUGGUGAUGACGAGGUGAAAAUGGCGGAUCUUUCGAAAUACAAUCCCGGCCCCUGACAUACCAGAGGCGGCGGCGGCGGCGGCGUCGCCACCCGGGCUCCCUCCUCGGCCCUCCGGUCCCCUGUAGCGCUCCAGUUCGGGCAAACUGGGAAAGGAAGCGGCUGGCCAGAGCUACCGUGCACUGGCAAAACAAGCACCGCCCGGGCUCGGAAUUGCCCGGGACCUUCUGGAGCCCCCACCUCGGAGCCAGAGGGAGGAGAAAGCGACAGCCGCUGGAGCACCUGAUCAACUUUCUAGCAGGAGAACGAUCAUGGAGGUGGUGCCAGCUGAGGUGAAUAGUUUGCUUCCAGAGGAGAUAAUGGACACUGGUAUAACUUUAGUGGAUGAUGAUAGUAUUGAGGCUGUUAUUGUUUCAUCCCCAAUUCCCAUGGAGACAGAACUGGAAGAAAUUGUCAACAUAAAUUCUACUGGUGACUCUACAGCCACGCCCAUUUCCACGGAACCAAUCACAGUGUACAGUAACCACACUAACCAAGUUGCAGUGAAUACCACAAUUACUAAAGCAGAUUCUAAUACCACAGUGAAACCAGCUUUUCCAAGUGGCCUUCAAAAACUUGGUGCUCAGACUCCUGUGACUAUAUCAGCCAAUCAGAUUAUUUUAAACAAAGUAUCACAGACAUCUGAUCUUAAACUUGGCAAUCAGACCCUUAAACCAGAUGGACAGAAGUUAAUUUUAACAACUUUGGGCAAGUCUGGUUCACCAAUUGUUUUAGCACUACCCCAUAGCCAACUACCCCAGGCUCAGAAAGUUACAACUCAGGCCCAGUCAGGAGAUGCUAAGUUACCACCGCAGCAAAUUAAAGUAGUUACCAUUGGAGGGAGGCCAGAGGUGAAACCUGUCAUUGGUGUCUCAGCAUUGACCCCAGGAAGUCAACUGAUUAAUACUACAACUCAGCCCUCUGUGUUACAGACCCAACAGUUAAAAACAGUACAGAUUGCUAAGAAGCCUCGAACACCAACUUCUGGUCCAGUAAUCACGAAGCUGAUCUUUGCAAAACCAAUUAAUAGUAAAGCAGUUACAGGACAGACAACUCAAGUGUCACCACCAGUCGUUGCAGGAAAGGUUUGUGAUGGUACAGGAGGCUGGUGUCUUGAGGGCUCUGUGGAAGGCAGCUAUGGCCCCAGAGGAAAGAUUGGACAGGGUUUGGAUUUGAAGCUGGUUCAGGACCUGGGGCUUCAGGUGGCUCAAAGUAGGGUUCUUUCACAGUCUACUCCCGGGACUCCAUCAAAGACCAUAACAAUAUCUGAAAGUGGUGUUAUUGGAUCGACUUUAAAUUCUACAACACAGACACCAAAUAAAAUAGCCAUCUCACCUUUGAAAUCGCCAAAUAAGGCAGUGAAAUCAGCUGUGCAGACCAUCACUGUCGGAGGCGUGAGCACAUCACAAUUUAAGACAAUUAUUCCUCUGGCCACUGCUCCCAAUGUCCAGCAGAUUCAAGUGCCUGGAAGCAAGUUUCAUUAUGUCCGACUUGUUACUGCCACAACAGCCAGUAGCUCAACCCAGCCAGUUAGUCAGAAUCCCAGUACAAACACUCAGCCUCUUCAGCAAGCAAAACCAGUGGUGGUUAAUACCACUGCAUUGCGGACGUCCGUUCCCCUUGUCUCGGCGCAGGCUGUCAAACAAGUUGUUCCAAAACCUAUCAAUCCAACUUCACAAAUAGUUACUACCAGCCAGCCACAGCAGCGACUCAUCAUGCCUGCCACACCACUGCCGCAGAUCCAGCCAAACCUCACAAACCUGCCACCAGGCACUGUGCUGGCACCGGCUCCGGGCACAGGGAAUGUCGGUUACGCAGUGCUUCCAGCUCAGUAUGUUACUCAGCUUCAGCAGUCUUCAUAUGUGUCUAUAGCAAGCAACUCUAACUUUACCGGAACACCUGGUAUCCAGACUCAGGCAAGGCUUCCAUUCAACGGCAUAAUCCCAUCAGAGUCUGCCAGCCGGCCCAGAAAGCCCUGUAAUUGUACAAAAUCGCUGUGCUUGAAAUUAUAUUGUGAUUGCUUUGCAAAUGGUGAAUUUUGCAACAACUGCAAUUGUACUAAUUGUUAUAAUAAUUUGGAACAUGAAAAUGAAAGGCAAAAAGCAAUAAAGGCAUGCCUCGACAGAAAUCCAGAAGCUUUUAAGCCUAAAAUAGGGAAAGGAAAGGAGGGAGAAUCAGAUCGACGUCACAGCAAAGGAUGUAAUUGCAAACGAUCAGGAUGUCUUAAAAACUAUUGUGAAUGCUAUGAGGCAAAAAUAAUGUGUUCCUCAAUAUGCAAAUGUAUUGGCUGUAAGAAUUUUGAAGAAAGCCCAGAAAGAAAGACAUUGAUGCACUUGGCAGAUGCAGCUGAAGUAAGGGUACAGCAGCAGACAGCAGCAAAGACUAAGUUGUCCUCUCAGAUUUCGGACUUGCUCACUAGACCAACACCAACUUUGAAUAGCGGAGGAGGAAAAUUGCCAUUUACAUUUGUAACUAAAGAAGUAGCUGAAGCCACGUGUAAUUGCCUUCUUGCCCAGGCAGAGCAGGCAGACAAGAAGGGGAAAUCAAAGGCAGCGGCUGAACGGAUGAUCCUUGAGGAAUUCGGACGAUGUCUGAUGAGCGUCAUCAACUCUGCAGGAAAAGCAAAAAGUGACCCUUGUGCCAUGAAUUGCUAACUCUUGCACAAAAGACUGAUAAAUGGAACUGUACAGAAGAUUGAAGGUGCAAGGACACUUGAUUUUCUGGAAGAUAGUUUAACAAUUAUUGUAUUGUUAAUUCAGUCCUGUGAGACCUGCAAUUAUAAUAUUGAAAAAGAAGAAAUUUUAAAUGAGGAAGUUAGUACAUUUUAAUUCUUAGUUAAAUCUGCUUAUGCCCCUUCUAAAUUGAAUUUUUCUUUAUUGUAUUAUAUAGAUUUUAAAUUUGCUUGGGUUUCUUAAGAAUUAGAUGUUCUAUCCUUCUGAUUCUAGUGACAAAGAACAUUUAUAAAUUACUAUAUUUAUAAGGUAUGGCGUUGUAUGACUUUGUUCCAGUAGGAAAAAGCCAAAGCAGCAUUGGUAUUACCCAGUCAUUCUUUGGUACAAGACCUAGAAUAUAAGCAGACGGAAUGUCUACAUAAACAAAUUCUUAUGAAACAUUCAAAUAGCAUUUUGUGUUUAGAAAAGUACUAUCUUUUAAGAGAAAUCAACUUUUUAGGGCAGAUUCUGGUAUAAUAUCCUAUUGUCACUUUGGGAAUGUCAGAAGGGGAAGUAAUCCAUAGGCACACUUUUAAAAUAAAAAAGUUUUGUUUUUUUAAAAAAACAAAGUAUUAUGAGACAGUAGGUAAUUCUUAAAGGAUGGGCAAUGUGUUUCCAUAGUAAGGAGUGACUGAGAAAUGCCCUGGGAUGUUUCCAUUUUCUUUCAAGGAGGUGGUAUGUAUUUGAAAUGAUAAUAAAUUGUCAAAGUGAUUACUGGGUACUAUUAAAACGAAAGGUGCAUAUGAAUAGAAGUAAACAUAUUAUUAUUCUGUAGUGAUAAUAUAGAACCUUACAUAAUUAUCAGGUAUAAAAUUUGGCUUGGGUAGAGAAAUAAAGAAUAUUGAAGCUCUAAGAGAUGAAUUUAGGGAAGGACUUUUCAUCUGUACAAACAGUUCUCUUUAUAUGCUUUUGAACUAAGAGGUUUCAAACCAGUAUAUGACUAUUACUUGAUUUACUGAAAUGGGCCUCCUAACAAAGCUUUCAAAAUUGUAGUGAGAUUUCUUUUUAUAAGAGAAGCUUAAUAUGGCAUUAUUUUUAGCCAGUGAUUUGGUAAGCUGAAGCUAUGUUUUCAUAUAAUUAUUAAAAUAACCUAAAUCAUUUUCAGUAAUUCAAAAUUCAAAAGCUUUAUGAAUUUAAGAGCCUGUUAUAAUAGGACUCUGGAUUUUAUGACAAGAAAAAACCAUGUUGGAAUUCAGGCAUUUUGUUAGGUACCUUAAUCCUCAGUAAUUAUUAGUAUAUGAUUAUUACAUUUCCUACAAGGAAUCGAUAGUUGUAUGUAUUAAGUGUGUAUAUAUGUUCAUAUGAACACGUAAGAUAUAGGCAAUAGAAAUUCAGUAAUCCAAAAGAAGAUUCCGUUAUUCAUUAAAGUAUCUUCCUUUUGAAAUUUGGAUUUAUAAAAUUAUAGUGCAGUAACUUUAAAUGUAGAUAGUGCAAACAUUCUUUAGCACCUCAAUCUAGUAUGUUUAAUUAAAAUUUGUAUAAAUGUAAAUUAGUGUAAGAGGAUAAAAUAAUAUCUAAUCAAGUUAUUUUUCAAAGGAUUACAGUACCUUUUUGGUCUAAACCUAAACUUUGUUCAUUUUGUACAUACUUUGUGUUUAAUUCUAAUUGCACCUUUGUGAUGUGUAUUUAUAUACAGUGUGCAGAAAAUGUUUGUGAAAUUUGGAUUACAAUUGUAGAUUAUGUAUGAUGGCAUUGCUUGAGAAUGUUUUGCUUGUAAAAAUUUGAAGGUGCAAUCAAAUGCUACUAGUUUUUCUGAUUUUCAAGAAGCUAUCUGAAGUAUUAAGCCUCUUCCUUCCUGUGUAGUCCUUACUAAACAACUUUUUGUAUUUAGGUGUUUGCAUCAGAUUGCUGAACAAGAUUAAUAUCCACAUUAAUUCAACAAUUUUAAAAGACUAUUUGGGGAGGGAUGGGUAUAUAAUUUUUUAGCUCUAUUUACAUCCCAAAGUAGAAAGAAUAAAUUUAUAUUUACUAGAGCUAUUCAAAGAAUACACUUUUCUAUAUUGUAAAAACAGGACAGCAAAGUAAAUCAUACAGAAAAUAAACAUUUAUACUAUUCUGUAAAACAAGGUUUUGCAUUUUUUCUUUAAUACCACCACUUUUAGCUAUUUAACAUGCAAGAAACCUUUUAAAAUCUCAUUUUGAGUAAAUUUGACAUUACUUUUGAAAGCACACAACUAAAAAUUAAUCUAGCAUUUUGCUCAAUUAUCAACAACACAUUGCUUUGAAACAGGAAUAUGUCUUCUCUUUUUUCCACUGUUUAAGGGCAGAAACCCCAUCUCCUCUUUCCUGUCUUGUAAUGUUUGAUGGUCUUAUGGGGAGCACCUGUCUUGCUUUCCUUUUCUCUCAAGAACUAACAGCAACCUGCAGGCCUUAUCUCUGGACGGACUCCGGGAAACAAGCUUAACAUGACAGGUAAUAAAAGCAGGGGAGCAGGAACUGGGGAGAGACGCCUGCUUUCACUUCCCCCUUCUUUCACAAGGACAGCUGACAUUUUCUCAGUCUUAUGUAAAAUGUGAAUAAAAGUACCUUUAGAAAAGUUUUCUAUUUUUAUUGUUCUGUAACACAGAUAGCUAAGAAAAUGAGUACUUGUUAUGUAAAUUCAGCUUCAAACCAGGACCUCCCGCCCUACCUGUGAUCAGAUUCUUCCCUUAAAGGGUUCUUAUAGGAAUUCUGGAACAGCAGCCCAAAGGAGAGGGAAGCAAAUCAGCUAGAAAGCCUUUACUGCUGGAGUUAUUUUCUAAUAUGUAAAUUACUUAGGGCUUUAUUUUUCCUUGUUAGGGUUUCUUUAAUGCAUGGUUUGUCAGUAUCUAAAAACCAAAUGUCUUGAUCAUGAUCCAAGUGAUUUUAUAAAAUGAAAGAU